Lepisosteus oculatus (spotted gar) is the source of this 3586-nucleotide messenger RNA. RefSeq names its product transmembrane serine protease 15. The record is from RefSeq and is a predicted model, not a curated record. Lineage: Eukaryota; Metazoa; Chordata; Actinopteri; Semionotiformes; Lepisosteidae. Gene Ontology annotation, cellular component: membrane. Gene Ontology annotation, molecular function: protein binding.
AACAGAACUUGACAUUUUUCUUCUUUGCAGAGUAACUGUUGAUUAGUUUAAAAUCUGUCUGGAUUACACUAAAAAUGCAAAGAAGAAUGAACAGGUGCAACUUCUCUUCUUGUGAAAUUAUCCUCUCCUUACUUUUGUCGGUUUCUCUGCUCAUCUCUUUGGGUUUGAUAGUAUUGUCAUGGCUGGCACUGCAUAUAGAUGUGGCUCAAAUCCAACCUAAUACAACUGAAGUAGUUUUGGGUGGAAGAUUUACAAUUACAAAUGGAGCUUCUUUCAGUGACAACCUUCAAAAUAAAUCUGCUGUGGAAUUCAAAACACUUGCUUUUGAUAUUGAACAUAUGAUUUCUUCUGUAUAUGCACAGAGUUCUCUGAAAAAUGAAUAUAAGGGCUGUGAAAUCUUGGAUUUCAGACAGGGGAGUGUGGUGGCUACCUUCAGAGUCUGUUUUACACAAUCUGUGUCUUCUGAGGAGGUGAAAUGUGAGCUUGUUAAAGGAAUAGAGACAAACCAAGGAGGCAUUCUUGGGGAUUUUGUGAUCGACACACAAAGUGUACAUUUUGGAAUACAGUGCUUGCCUGGUUAUAAACCCUGCUAUGACAGCACUACGUGUGUUGCCAAAUCAUCUUUUUGUGAUGGGAUAAACAACUGUCCUGAUGGCUCAGAUGAGGAUGAGAAAUACUGUGCAACACUGUGUGAUGGACAAUUCCUUCUCAAAGGAAUGACAGGCUCCUUCCAUUCCAUUAACUUCCCUUCAGCAUAUGAACCUGAUAUUUUCUGCAGAUGGAUAAUACGUGUUCAGGAUGGGUUCUCUAUUAAAUUAGUUUUUCCCUCAUUUCAAACUGAAGAAAUCACAGAUGUUCUGAGACUUUACGAAGGAAUUGGAGAAAAGAAAAUCUUGAGCAGCUCUCUGUCAGGCUCAUCACCAGGAACAGUGAGAAUAUUCGCUCAUGAGGUGACAGCUGAAUUUAAUUCGGAUUUCAUCAAUAACUUUAGAGGAUUCAAAGCAACCUAUGAAGCAGAAAACAACAACAAUCUUUCUAAUAUGGAAAGAAUCAAUUGUUCCUUUGAAGAAGGUAUGUGCUACUGGAAACAGAAACCCAUGGAUGAUGGAGAAUGGAAGAGAGUCAAUGGACCAACAUUUCCACCACUUUCUGGACCCAUCUUUGAUCACACUUUUGGGGAUCCAUCCGGGUUCUACAUAGUCACACCAGGAGAUCCUGGUAAUUGGGCAAGCAGCUUCAGGAUCUUCAGCCUCCCAUUAAUUGACAGUGUCCAGCCAUCCUGUCUGAGCUUCUGGUAUCACAUGUAUGGCAAAUAUGUCUUCCGGCUUAGAGUUUACACCUCUAAGACACAGGAUACGCUGAAAACUAUUUUUGAGAAAGAAGGAAACUACGGGGAUAAUUGGAACUAUGGACAGGUUACGCUUAAUGACACUACUGAUUUGAUGGUUGUGUUUGAAGCCCAGAAGAUGUCUGGCCUUUGGAAUGACAUAGCCUUGGAUGACAUCGGGCUGACAAUUGGUCCAUGUAUCGAUGGUGUCCACCCAGAACCGACACCAGUCAUGCCACUUGCUACCUCUCCUUCCCAACCCACUGACUGUGGUGGACCUUUUGAACUAUGGGAACCAAAUUCUACUUUCAGUUCUCCCAACUAUCCUCACAAUUAUAUCAACAGCGCAUUUUGUGUGUGGUAUCUUUAUGCAGAAAAAGGCAAAAACAUUCAACUGCAUUUCUCAGAAAUUGACCUGGAAUAUAUUAAUGAUGUGAUUGAAGUGAGAGAUGGAUUAGGGGAUAAUUCAUGCUUAUUGGAUGUUUAUACAGGAAGAGGACCAUUUGUUGACCUGUUCUCUACAAACAAUCACAUGACAGUACUCUUUGUAACCAACAAAUCAAGAACCAGGAAGGGAUUCCAUGCUAAUUUCACCACAGGCACUCAUCUUGGCAGACCUGAGCCCUGUGGUCCAGGAUUCCAGCAGUGUUCCAAUGGACAGUGUAUUUCCACUGGGAGCAUUUGUAAUGGCCACUUAGACUGCCUGGAUGCCUCCGAUGAGGCCCAUUGUGUGCUCCUACAGGAAGGCAAUGACACCUGUAAUGGACUAGUGUGGUUCAAGAUCCAGAAUAUAUGGUACACAGUAUGUGCAGAGAAUUGGUCUGGGGAAGUCUCUCAAUCUGUGUGUCAGUACCUGGGCUUUAGAGGAGGCGAUUACAAAACUGUUUCCAUUACUAACAGAAAUGAUUCCUUCAUAACUCUGAGCAAGACAGUAAAUGGCAGUUUAGAGCUUAUACCCAGUGAUAUAUGCACCAAUGAGAAAGUGAUAUAUCUGCAAUGUGAAAAAAAAUCCUGUGGAAAGAGAAUUGUCUUUCGGAAGAUGGAAUGGAAAGUGGUAGGAGGAAAUAACUCUGAAGAAGGAGCCUGGCCUUGGAUAGUAUCUCUUCAUUUCAGGGGACGCCAUAUAUGUGGAGGCACUCUCAUCAGUGAAGACUGGGUGGUGACUGCAGGUCACUGUGUCUAUGGGAGAAACAUCCAUUUCACAGAAUGGGAAGCACUGAUCGGUCUUCACACACAGUUAAACCUAAGUUCUCCAAACACAGUAAUCCGCCGGAUUGACCGCAUUGUGAUGAACCCACAAUACAACAAGAGAACAAAAGAUGGUGACAUUGCUAUGAUGCACCUUGACUUAAGCAUCAAACUAACAGAUUAUAUCCAGCCAAUAUGUCUUCCUGAGAAGGAGCAUGAGUUUCCUGCAGGAACAGUGUGUGUGAUAGCAGGGUGGGGACGAGAAGAAGAACAAGGACCCGUGGCAAAUAUUCUGCAGGAAGCAUUCCUCCCUCUCGUCACCAAUAAGGAGUGCCAACAGCUCAUGCCUGAAUACAAUAUUACACAGAGGAUGCUGUGUGCUGGCUAUGAUGAAGGAGGAGUUGACACCUGCCAGGGUGACUCAGGAGGUCCUCUCAUGUGCCAGGACAAGACCGGAUGGAUGCUAGCUGGUGUGACGUCUUUUGGAUCUGGCUGUGCUCGACCACACCGCCCAAGUGUGUAUGUGCGUGUCACAGAGUUUUUGGAUUGGAUAUAUAAAAUACAGCUGUAGAUACAAAGAUUUUCUUCCGGUUCAUCCUGUUGUUUGAAGUUUGCAGGAAUUCGGGUUCCAUAAUCACAAGACCUUACCUUACAAAAUGGAAGUUAUUAAAUGAAGAUCAUGAGGAAUGAAGACAACGAAACCACUUUUGCCCCAGCUGUUCUAAAUGAAUGAUUCCCUACAUGAUUUCUCAAAAGAUAUAUAUACUGUGCUUUGCAAAAGAAAUCAGACACUUCCAUAUUGUGAAAUUACAACAAUUAUUUUAUUAAAAACUUGAAAUUCUGAAAUUUCAGAUUUUAACAGGUAAAAUAAGUUAAUAUCAGCAAAAACUGAGAAAGAGUAGAAAAAUGUAAAAUAACGAUGAUAUUUUUCUCUUUUUCUAUGGAAGUAUAAAACACAUCCUAACUUUGUAUCUUGUAUUUCAUCUACACCGCUCUGUAUCUGCAAUGUCUAUACAUGCUUAAUGUUAUUGUGAAACUGUCUUGGUGUGAGCCAGCCUGGAUCAGUGUCCC